Messenger RNA from Pipistrellus nathusii (Nathusius's pipistrelle), 6081 nucleotides. NCBI's taxonomy places the organism in Eukaryota, Metazoa, Chordata, Mammalia, Chiroptera, Vespertilionidae. The record is from the annotation of a GenBank genome assembly.
AUGUGGACCCCCACGGAGGAGGAGAAAUACGGCGUAGUGACAUGCAGUUUUCGAGGAUCUGUUCCUCAAGGGUUGGUCUUAGAAAUAGGAGAAACGGUGCAGAUUCUUGAAAAAUGUGAAGGUUGGUACAGAGGAGUUUCCACAAAGAAGCCAAAUGUAAAGGGGAUCUUUCCUGCAAAUUACAUUCACUUAAAAAAGGCAAUUGUCAGUAAUAGGGGGCAGUAUGAAACUGUGGUUCCUCUUGAAGAUUCCAUUGUGACUGAGGUUACAGCAACUCUACAGGAAUGGGCCAGUCUUUGGAAACAACUCUAUGUGAAACACAAAGUAGAUCUUUUCUACAAACUUCGCCAUGUGAUGAAUGAACUUAUUGACCUUCGAAGGCAGCUACUGUCUGGUCACCUGACUCAGGAUCAGGUGCGGGAGGUUAAGCGGCACAUCACCGUGCGCCUGGACUGGGGGAAUGAGCAUUUGGGCCUGGACCUGGUGCCUCGGAAGGACUUCGAGGUGGUGGAUUCGGACCAGAUCAGUGUCUCUGAUCUCUACAAAAUGCAUCUAUCCAGCCGGCAGAGCGUCCAGCAGAGCACGUCCCAGGCAGACACCAUGCGCCCCCGGCACGGGGACACCUGCCGGAUGCCCGUGCCGCACCACUUCUUCCUCAGCCUGAAGAGCUUCACCUACAACACCAUCGGGGAGGACACCGACGUCUUCCUCUCCCUGUACGACAUGCGGGAAGGCAAGCAGAUCAGUGAGCGGUUUCUGGUGAGACUGAACAAGAAUGGUGGGCCAAGGAACCCAGAGAAGAUAGACCGAAUGUGUGCCCUCUUUACAGAUCUGAGCAGCAAAGAUAUGAAGAGAGAUUUGUAUAUAGUUGCCCAUGUGAUCCGAAUAGGCCGGAUGCUGCUAAAUGACUCGAAGAAGGGCCCUGCCCACCUGCACUACCGGCGACCAUACGGCUGCGCGGUCCUCAGCAUCCUGGACGUCCUGCAGUCACUCACAGAGUUAAAGGAAGAAAAGGAUUUUGUUCUUAAGGUUUACACGUGCAACAACGAGGGCGAGUGGGCGCAGAUCCACGAGAACAUCAUCCGCAAGUCCAGCGCCAAGUACUCGGCCCCCAGCGCCAGCCACGGCCUUAUCGUUUCUCUCCAGCUUCUUCGUGGAGACAUGGACCAGAUCCGCAGAGAAAACCCCAUGAUAUUCAGCAGGGGAUUGGCGAUUACAAGGAAGCUGGGGUUUCCUGAUGUCAUCAUGCCGGGCGACAUCCGCAAUGACCUGUACCUAACCCUGGAGAGGGGGGAUUUCGAGAGAGGGGGAAAGAGUGUGCAGAAGAACAUUGAGGUGACCAUGUACGUGCUUUAUGCAGAUGGAGAGAUCCUGAAGGAUUGCAUCAGCUUGGGCUCGGGAGAGCCAAACAGAAGCUCCUACCACUCGUUCGUCCUCUACCACAGUAACAGUCCUCGCUGGGGAGAGAUCGUCAAGCUGCCCAUCCCCAUCGACCGCUUCCGCGGCUCCCACCUGCGCUUCGAGUUCAGACAUUGUUCCACAAAGGACAAAGGGGAGAAGAAACUCUUCGGCUUUGCGUUCUCACCCCUGAUGCGGGAUGACGGCACCACGCUCUCCGAUGACAUCCACGAGCUCUACGUAUACAAGUGUGAUGAGAACAGCACGUUUAACAACCACGCCCUGUACCUGGGCCUGCCCUGCUGCAGAGAGGACUACAACGGCUGCCCCAGCAUCCCCUCCAGCCUCAUCUUCCAGCGCAGCACAAAAGAGUCCUUCUUCAUCUCCACGCAGCUCUCCUCCACCAAGCUCACCCAGAACGUGGACCUCCUCGCUCUGCUGAAAUGGAAGGCCUUUCCAGACAGGGUCAUGGACAUCCUAGGGCGGCUGCGGCAUGUCAGCGGAGAGGAGAUUGUUAAGUUCCUGCAGGACAUCUUAGACACGCUCUUUGUGAUUCUGGAUGACAACACGGACAAGUACGGCCUGUUGGUGUUCCAGUCUUUGGUGUUCAUCAUCAACCUGCUCAGAGACAUCAAGUACUUCCACUUCCGGCCGGUCAUGGACACGUACAUCCAGAAGCACUUUGCUGGCGCCUUGGCGUACAAGGAGCUCAUCCGCUGUUUGAAGUGGUACAUGGACUGCUCGGCAGAGCUGAUUCGGCAGGACCACAUCCAGGAAGCCAUGCGGGCCUUGGAGUACCUUUUCAAGUUCAUCGUGCAGUCCAGGAUCCUGUACUCGAGAGCCACCUGUGGGAUGGAAGAGGAGCAGUUCCGGUCCAGCAUCCAAGAGCUUUUCCACUCCAUCCGGUUUGUGCUCAGUCUGGACAGCAGAAACUCAGAGACACUCCUGUUCACUCAGGCCGCACUCCUCAAUUCCUUCCCCACCAUUUUUGAUGAGCUGCUGCAGAUGUUCACCGUGCAGGAGGUAGCAGAGUUUGUGAGAGGUACGCUAGGGAGCAUGCCCAGCACCGUGCACAUCGGGCAGUCCAUGGAUGUGGUGAAGCUGCAGUCCAUCGCCAGGACCGUGGACAGCCGCCUGUUUUCUUUCUCGGAAUCCCGCCGCAUCCUGCUUCCCGUGGUUCUCCAUCACAUCCACCUCCACCUGCGGCAGCAGAAAGAGCUGCUCAUCUGCUCAGGGAUUCUCGGCAGCAUCUUCUCCAUCGUCAAGACCAGCUCUCUGGAGGCGGACGUCCUGGAGGAGGUAGAGAUGAUGGUGGAGAGCCUCCUGGACGUGCUCUUGCAGACUCUGCUCACCAUCAUGAGCAAAUCGCACGCUCAGGAGGCGGGGGAGUAUGUGUCCUGCCUUCUCUCGCUGCUCCGCCAGAUGUGCGACACCCACUACCAGCACCUCCUGGACAACUUCCAGAGCAAAGAUGAGCUCAAGGAAUUCCUGCUGAAGAUUUUCUGUGUGUUCCGGAACCUGAUGAAGAUGAGUGUCUUUCCUCGGGACUGGAUGGUGAUGAGACUUCUCACAAGCAACGUCAUAGUCACCACGGUGCAGUACCUGUCCUCCGCCCUGCACAAGAACUUCACCGAGGCGGACUUUGACUUCAAGGUGUGGAAUUCUUACUUUAGCCUGGCAGUUCUGUUCAUAAACCAGCCGAGCCUCCAGCUAGAAAUCAUCACUUCAGCCAAGAGGAAGAAGAUUCUCGAUAAGUACGGGGACAUGCGUGUGAUGAUGGCUUAUGAACUGUUCAGCAUGUGGCAGAAUUUGGGUGAACAUAAGAUCCACUUUAUUCCGGGAAUGAUUGGUCCUUUUCUGGGUGUGACACUGGUCCCGCAGCCAGAAGUACGGAACAUCAUGAUUCCCAUCUUCCAUGACAUGAUGGACUGGGAGCAGAGGAAAAACGGCAACUUCAAGCAGGUGGAGUCCGAGCUGAUUGACAAGCUGGACAGCAUGGUGUCGGAAGGGAAAGGCGACGAGAGCUACCGGGAGCUCUUCGGCCUGCUCCUGCUGGAGAAGAUUGAGCAAGAAACAUGGCGGGAGACCGGCAUUUCCUUUGUGACCUCCGUCACUCGCCUCAUGGAGCGCCUUCUGGACUACAGGGACUGCAUGAAAGGCGAGGAGACGGAGAACAAGAAGGUCGGCUGCACGGUUAACCUGAUGAACUUCUACAAAUCGGAGAUUAACAAAGAAGAGAUGUAUAUCCGCUACAUCCAUAAGCUCUGUGACAUGCAUUUGCAGGCGGAGAACUACACAGAGGCCGCGUUCACUCUGCUCCUGUACUGCGAGCUGCUGCAGUGGGAGGAGCGGCCCCUGCGGGAGUUCCUCCACUACCCUUCCCAGUCCGCGUGGCAGCGCAAGGAGGGGCUGUGCCGGAAGAUCGUCCACUACUUCAGCAAGGGCAAGAGCUGGGAGUUCGGCAUCCCGCUGUGCAGGGAGCUGGCGUGUCAGUAUGAGAGCCUCUAUGACUAUCAGAGCCUCAGCUGGAUCCGGAAGAUGGAAGCCAGCUACUACGACAGCAUCAUGGAGCAGCAGCGCCUGGAGCCCGAGUUCUUCCGCGUCGGCUUCUACGGCAGGAAGUUCCCCUUCUUCCUCCGGAAUAAAGAAUACGUGUGCCGUGGCCAUGACUACGAGAGGCUGGAGGCCUUCCAGCAAAGGAUGCUCAGCGAGUUCCCGCAGGCCGUCGCCAUGCAGCACCCCAACCACCCGGACGACACCAUCCUGCAGUGUGACGCCCAGUACUUGCAGAUCUACGCGGUGACGCCCAUCCCGGACUGCACGGACGUCCUGCAGAUGGACAGGGUCCCGGAUCGCGUCAAGAGCUUCUACCGCGUCAAUAACGUGAAGAAGUUCCGGUAUGACAGGCCUUUCCACAAAGGCCCCAAGGACAAGGAGAACGAGUUCAAGAGCCUGUGGAUCGAGCGCACCACGCUGACCCUGACCCACAGCUUGCCUGGCAUCUCCCGGUGGUUCGAGGUGGAGAGGCGGGAACUGGUGGAGGUGAGCCCGCUGGAGAACGCCCUGCAGGUGGUGGAGAACAAGAACCAGGAGCUGCGGGCCCUGAUCGGCCAGUACCAGCACAAGCAGGUGCACGGCAACGUCAACCUGCUCAGCAUGUGCCUCAACGGCGUCAUCGAUGCUGCGGUCAACGGAGGCAUCGCGCGCUACCAGGAGGCCUUCUUCGACAAGGAUUACAUCGCCAAGCACCCCGGGGACGCCGACAGGAUCGCCCAGCUCAAGGAGCUCAUGCAGGAGCAGGUCCACAUCCUCGGAGCGGGGCUGGCAGUUCACGAGAAGUCCGUGCACCCGGAAAUGCGGCCUCUGCACAAGAAGCUGAUCGACCAGUUCCAGAUGAUGCGGGCCAGCCUCUACCACGAGUUUCCGGGUCUGGACAAGCUCAGUCCUGCGUGCUCAGGCAGCAGCACCCCCCGGGGCAGUGUCCUAGCCUCCCACAGCCCCGUGAGCCCCGAGAACCUCAAGAUGACCCACCGGCACAGCCCCAUGAACUUGAUGGGUGCCGGGCGCCAUUCCUCAUCCUCUCUCUCCUCGCACGCGUCCAGUGAAGCGGGAAACGUGGUGAUGCUGGGUGACGGCUCCAUGGGCGAGGCCCCCGAGGACCUGUACCACCACAUGCAGGCAAGCCCUUCUUCCUCCAGCCUGAGCUCCACUCACUCAGCGCCCUCCCAGAUGAUUGCCUCUGCCCCCUCCAGUGCCCGAGGCUCUCCCUCUCUGCCAGAUAAGUACCGCCACGCCCGGGAAAUGCUGCUGCUGCUGCCCACACACCGGGACCGCCCGAGCAGCGCCAUGUACCCAGCAGCCAUCCUGGAGAAUGGACAGCUGCCAAAUUUCCAGCCAGCCCUGUUCCAUCAAAUGACCGGAGCCUGCAAACCCUGCAGUGACCCCAACCUGUCUGUGGCUGAGAAAGCGGUGCCCGCAGCCCCCAGCAGCUGGAGCCUGGAUAGCGGAGCCCGGGAGGCCCAGCCCUUCCUGUCUGCCCACAUGGGGCGCAUCCUCGCGCCCCCAGUGCCUCCCCGAAGCCUGCUGCAUGGUCAUUACUCCCUACACUUUGACACCUUCCACCACCCCCUGGGUGACACCCCCCCGGCCCUCCCUGCCCGGACCCUGCGCAAGUCUCCUCUCCACCCUAUCCCGGCCUCGCCCACCAGCCCCCAGUCGGGCCUGGACGGCAGCAACUCCACACUGUCCGGCAGCGCCAGCAGUGGCGUGUCCUCCUUGAGCGAGAGUAACUUUGGGCACCCCUCAGAGGCCCCGCCUCGAACCGACACCAUGGACUCCAUGCCCAGCCAGGCCUGGCAUGCCGACGAAGACCUGGAGCCGCCCUACCUCCCUGUCCACUACAGCCUCUCCGAGUCGGCCGUCCUGGACUCCAUGAAGGCCCAGCCGUGCCGCAGCCACUCCGCCCCGGGAUGCGUCAUCCCUCAGGACCCCAUGGACCCGCCCGCGCUGCCACCCAAGCCCUACCACCCCCGCCUGCCGGCCCUGGAGCAUGACGAAGGGGUGCUGCUGCGCGAAGAGGCCGACAGGCCGCGGGGCCUGCACCGCAAGGCCUCGCUGCCCCCGGGGAGCGCCAAGGAAGAGCAGGCCCGCCUGGCCUGGGAGCAUGGCCGCGGGGAGCAGUGA